Messenger RNA from Myripristis murdjan (pinecone soldierfish), 2115 nucleotides. It is a transcript of the gene gnat2, whose product is annotated as guanine nucleotide binding protein (G protein), alpha transducing activity polypeptide 2. Gene Ontology annotation, molecular function: G protein-coupled receptor binding; GTP binding; GTPase activity. Gene Ontology annotation, biological process: adenylate cyclase-modulating G protein-coupled receptor signaling pathway; detection of chemical stimulus involved in sensory perception of bitter taste. The record is from RefSeq and is a predicted model, not a curated record. Bases 220 to 1272 code for a protein of 350 amino acids. NCBI's taxonomy places the organism in Eukaryota, Metazoa, Chordata, Actinopteri, Holocentriformes, Holocentridae. The transcript is spliced from 9 exons. Gene Ontology annotation, cellular component: heterotrimeric G-protein complex; photoreceptor inner segment; cytoplasm.
UGCUGGAUUGAUUUGACCCUAGAGGAGUGCCUAUCUGAUCAUCUAAUCGAAAAGGGCCUAAGAAGCCAGGAAGGCUCAAGCACCUCCCUCCCAAUCCCCUUCCGCUCGGAAAUCGCCUUUCAGCACGAUUAGUGCUGUGACCAGAUUCUCUGUAGCUGCUCGCGGAGAACUGUCAAAAUUACCAGUCUCGAGGAUCUUGAUUUUGAGGAGGACGACAGCAUGGGUGCAGGAGCAAGCGCUGAAGAUAAAAAGUCCAAGGAGUUGGAAAAACAACUCCAGGAAGAUGCUGAUAAGGAUUCUAAAACAGUCAAGCUAUUACUGCUUGGUGCUGGUGAGUCAGGGAAAAGCACCAUUGUAAAACAAAUGAAGAUUCUGCAUCAAGGUGGUUAUACAAAAGAGGAACAAAUGGAGUUCAGAGCAAUCAUCUAUGGCAACAUCUUGCAGUCUGCGCUGGCUAUCAUUAGAGGCAUGGAGAUGCUGGGCAUUGACUUUGGAGCACCCUCUGCACAGGAGGAUGCACAGAAGCUGCAGAACUUGUCAGACUCCAUCGAGGAAGGCACAAUGCCUCCUGAGCUGGCUGAUGUCAUCAAGAAGCUGUGGAAAGACUCUGGUGUGCAGGCCUCCUUUGAGAGAGCUGCUGAGUACCAACUCAACGACUCUGCUGGCUACUACCUCGCUGAAAUGGACAGAAUCUGCAAGCCUGACUAUCUCCCCACUGAGCAGGACGUGCUGCGAUCUCGAGUCAAGACAACUGGUAUCAUUGAAGAACAGUUCUCCUGCAAAGAGUUGCACUUCAGGAUGUUUGAUGUGGGUGGCCAGAGGUCAGAGAGGAAGAAGUGGAUCCAUUGUUUCGAGGGUGUGACUUGCAUCAUCUUUUGCGGAGCACUCAGCGCAUAUGACAUGGUGCUUGUAGAGGACGAUGAAGUGAACCGCAUGCACGAGUCCCUCCAUCUAUUCAACAGUAUCUGCAACCAUAGAUUCUUUGCAACAACCUCCAUUGUGCUUUUCCUCAACAAGAAGGAUCUCUUUCUAGAGAAGAUCAAGAAAGUCCAUCUGAGUAUCUGCUUCCCAGACUAUGACGGUCCUAACACAUACGAGGAUGCCAGCAACUACAUCAAGACGCAGUUCGAGGACCUGAACAUGAAGAAGGGUGUGAAAGAAAUCUACUCCCACAUGACCUGUGCCACAGACACAAAGAACGUCGAGAUUGUGUUCAACGCUGUGACAGACAUCAUCAUCAAAGAAAACCUUAAAGACUGCGGUCUUUUCUAAGCAGCUCCAGAGCGAAAAAAGAGGUUCCUCUCCUACCUUAACCCUUCACCUGACAUAUUGGCAUUAACUGAGGAGUGUACAGAUAGAGCACAGCGGAUCCUUAGUUUUUCCAGUUGCUGUGUUAAUGUCAUCACUUCCCGUCCCCGUCCUUGACUGAUCCUAGCACAUCACUGUCAUGACAGUACGACCCUGCAGCACAGUGCACAUCCAGCUGGGCUGAAACAACUAUCAAGUCACCAUGUCCUUGUGGAUACGCGGCUUUCUGCAAGAAAAAGUUGAGAUCGGUGCUCACUUGACCAUCACUGCUUCCUAAGAUGUGACUUUUGACUACUGUAUUGUGGGUUAAAUUUACUAUUGAAACCAAACCCUAUCAAAUGAAUAAAAUAAAAUAACCAGGGGAAAUUAUUAAUGUAUUGAAUAGCAAAACUGCAACUUUGUUUUUUUUUUUUUUGUUUUAAGUUCAGUAGUCUCUGUGGUCUCGAUAUUUUAACUGUAAAAAGUUGCUGAGCAGGUAUCACAGAUAUUCCCAGUGCUUACAGUAUAUCCAGAUUACAAACCAAAUUGUACAUGUAUCUACUAAAUAUAGAGCUAAUGUAUUUCAAUUCAUUUACAUUUUAAUGUGAUGAUUAAAUUAAAGAGGGUCCAACAUGGUAGAGAAACUUUGUACAUAAGAGUAGAUUAAUAAUUAUAUUUUGAAAGACUCAAAUCUAUGAAAUAUAUGAAAGAGAGAGAGGGGGAAACUCUAGAGGGACAAUGUUUUAUUGUGAAAAGGGAUUGUAAAUGUAUUGAGUUUGUCCUUUCUUAUGAAAUGUAGAGGCAUGAAAUAAAGAUGCAUUAACUUCA